GUCAGACUUGAUCGAAAAUGAUAGAAGGAGACAGCAGAGUUCGAUCAAGACGUCCGUGGGUAUUCCAUGUCGUCAUUGCAGUCGUCAUGGUGACAACGGGAAGUCUGAACACGUUGGCAAUGAAAUGGGCAGAUUUGACGAGUGCACCUGGUCAGAAAGGUGUGUACGAAGAACAUCUCUGCGAUAAUCUUUUCGACAAAGUUCCAUGUCCUGACGAUGAUCGUUCAGCCAAUAAAUCACACAAUCAUAAAUUCGAUCAUCCGUUUGUUCAGUCUCUUUGUAUGUUUUUUGGUGAGAUGACUUGCUUUCUUGCUUACAAGGUGAUUGUAACCUGGAAGCGAUCUCAAGGCAAACGACCAGUGAAAGCAAAGCCAUUCAAUCCUCUCAUCUUUUUGUUUCCUGCAUGUUGUGAUAUGACUGGCACGUCUAUAAUGAAUGUUGGUCUCACUAUGACGUAUGCGUCUAGUUUCCAGAUGCUUCGUGGUGCUGUUAUGAUCUUUACGGGGCUUCUGUCUGUUGCAUUUCUUCGUGACCGUUUACGUGGACGUCAGUGGUUUGGGAUGAUGUUUGUUGUCGUCGGAUUACUGGUGAUCGGUGUGGGCGAUGCAUUGUAUGGAGGCGACAAUGGACUUGACAAGACGUCUCAGUUGACUGGAGAUUUACUCAUCGUGAUGGCUCAGAUCAUCAUUGCUGUACAAAUGACGUAUGAACAAAAGUUUAUUGUCAAGUAUGACGUGCCACCACUUCAGGCUGUCGGUUGGGAAGGCAUCUGGGGUUUAACUGUACUCGGAUUGCUGCAGUUUGCAUUUUACUUCAUCCCAGCAUCUUUCUCAUCUAUUCGUCCUGAACGUCUGGAAAACGUUAUUGACGCUGCCUAUCAGAUAGGAAACAGUCGUAAUCUUGUUUUGGCCACAAUUGGUCUCGUACUCAGCAUAUCGUUCUUUAACUUUACUGGUGUGACUGUCACCAAAGAGAUGAAUGCGACUACUCGUAUGGUUUUGGAUAGUGUGAGAACUCUCUUUAUUUGGGUUGUGAGUCUUAGCAUUCCAUGGGAAAGCUUUCAACCUCUUCAGCCUGUUGGUUAUGUAUUACUUGUAUGCGGCACAUUUAUCUACUAUAAUCUGGUGUUUGGACCUCUUUGGAAGAAGAUCAAGGGACGUGGAACAAAUCACGAGAAGGAACCACUCUUGUUUGAUAAAGCCUCAGGACAGCAUUCAGGAAUAGGAGUGAAUUAGUUGUGAUGCUCCUGGCAUGUGCAGUGACAGAAUGUUUCUGUGCUGUUAGUUGUUGCAAUUGUUGUUUUAGAUAUUUUUCGUGUUUAGCUAGUGCUAAAAUGGAGUUGACAUUGAAACAACUCACUUCGAUUAACUGCAAGUAUUUUAGUUGUUAACAUUACUGUAGUCGUCUUAUUUUUGUAAUUGCAUGACAUUGUGACAAUCAGUUUAAGACGUCUUUGUAACGUG
This is a messenger RNA of Corticium candelabrum, 1463 nucleotides long. Its product is annotated as solute carrier family 35 member F6-like. Lineage: Eukaryota; Metazoa; Porifera; Homoscleromorpha; Homosclerophorida; Plakinidae. The record is from RefSeq and is a predicted model, not a curated record. Bases 18 to 1235 code for a protein of 405 amino acids. The transcript has 2 exons. Gene Ontology annotation, cellular component: intracellular membrane-bounded organelle; membrane.